AGCCCGCCGGGCGGCCUCACGCGGGCCGUUUCCGCUUCCGCUUUAACGUUCCGUCUCCGUCAGUCGCAGCGAGUCCGCGCUAGGCCGCCGCGGCGGGGAGCGGAAGUUUCGGGCUCGGGCCGGGCGGCGCUGAGGCAUGCAUGUUUUACAGAAUGAAGCUAAAUAUGUUGCUUAUCUGAAGGAGCCACAGUUGCUUUGACAACAGCUUUGUGAGAACAUCAAUUUCAGAUUAUCCGUUUACUGAGGAAUAACCUAGUGAAGAAGGCAAAAUUCAAAUAAUUGAAGUCAGCCUGCCGGUGAAGAUGUCGCUCUCUAAACGGGAAUUGGAUGAGCUGAAGCCAUGGAUCGAGAAGACAGUGAAGCGGGUCCUGGGUUUCUCAGAACCCACUGUGGUCACUGCAGCAUUGAACUGUGUUGGGAAGGGAAUGGACAAAAAGAAAGCAGCUGACCAUCUGAAGCCUUUUCUUGAUGAUUCCACUCUGCGGUUUGUUGACAAGCUCUUUGAAGCUGUAGAGGAAGGACGAAGCUCCAGGCACUCAAAAUCCAACAGUGACCGGAACCGAAAGAGAGAAUUGAAGGAUGUGUUUGGGGAUGACUCUGAGAUCUCCAAGGAGUCUUCCGGCGUUAAGAAGCGGCGUAUUCCACGUUUUGAGGAGGUAGAGGAGGAGCCGGAGGUUAUCCCAGGCCCACCUUCAGAGAGUCCAGGAAUGCUGACCAAGCUACAGAUCAAACAGAUGAUGGAGGCAGCAACCCGUCAGAUUGAGGAGAGGAAAAAGCAACUGAGUUUCAUCAGUCCUCCUGCACCCCAGCCCAAAACUCCCUCUUCAUCCCAGCCAGAGCGUCUCCCCAUCGGCAAUACCAUCCAGCCCUCACAGGCAGCCACGUUCAUGAAUGAUGCUAUUGAGAAAGCCAGGAAAGCUGCUGAACUGCAGGCCCGAAUCCAGGCUCAGCUGGCCUUGAAACCUGGGCUCAUUGGCAAUGCCAACAUGGUGGGGUUGGCCAACCUGCAUGCAAUGGGAAUUGCACCCCCGAAAGUAGAGCUAAAGGACCAGACAAAGCCUACCCCAUUGAUUCUGGACGAACAAGGCCGAACUGUUGAUGCGACUGGUAAAGAGAUUGAGUUGACGCACCGUAUGCCGACCCUGAAAGCAAACAUCAGGGCUGUGAAGAGGGAGCAGUUUAAACAGCAGCUCAAAGAGAAACCUUCUGAAGACAUGGAAUCCAACACUUACUUUGACCCCCGGGUCUCCAUAGCCUCAUCCCAACGUCAGAAACGCACCUUUAAGUUCCACGACAAAGGCAAAUUUGAAAAAAUUGCACAGAGGUUACGAACAAAGGCUCAACUAGAAAAAUUACAGGCAGAGAUCUCUCAAGCUGCCAGAAAGACUGGGAUCCACACCUCUACCAAACUAGCUCUUAUCACCCCGAAAAAGGAGCUGAAAGAAGGGGAGAUCCCUGAGAUAGAGUGGUGGGAUUCGUAUAUCAUCCCUAAUGGCUUUGACCUAACAGCUGGAGUCUACUCUAAAAGAGACGACUACUUUGGGAUCACAAACCUUGUGGAACACCCAGCACAGUUAAGCCCACCAGUGGACAGUGACACACCAGUGACUCUGGGCGUUUAUCUAACUAAAAAAGAGCAGAAGAAGUUACGACGUCAGACGCGGAGAGAAGCACAGAAGGAACUGCAGGAGAAAGUCAGGCUGGGCCUAAUGCCGCCUCCUGAGCCAAAAGUAAGAAUUUCUAACCUGAUGCGAGUACUAGGGACAGAAGCUGUUCAGGACCCGACGAAAGUGGAAGCUCACGUUAGAGCACAGAUGGCAAAGAGACAGAAAGCUCACGAAGAGGCCAAUGCUGCACGAAAACUAACAGCAGAACAGAGAAAAGCAAAGAAGGUUAAAAAACUUAAAGAAGAUAUUUCCCAGGGAGUGCAUAUAUCUGUGUACAGAGUCAGAAAUCUGGGCAACCCAGCAAAAAAAUUCAAAAUUGAAGCAAAUGCUGGGCAACUGUACUUAACAGGAGUGGUGGUUUUACACAAAGAUGUCAACGUGGUGGUAGUAGAAGGAGGCCCAAAAGCACAGAAGAAAUUCAAACGUCUUAUGCUCCAUCGAAUAAAGUGGGACGAGCAGACAUCAAACACGAAGGGAGAUGAUGAUGAUGAAUCUGACGAGGAGUCUGUUAAAAAGACAAACAAGUGCUCUCUGGUUUGGGAGGGUACAGCGAAGGAUCGCAGCUUUGGUGAAAUGAAAUUUAAGCAGUGCCCCACUGAAAACAUGGCACGGGAGCACUUUAAAAAACACGGAGCUGAGCAUUACUGGGACCUGGCUCUGAGCGAGUCCGUGUUGGAAUCCACAGACUGAGGGUGCUGCUGCCCCCAGCGUUCCCAUUGUUAAUUUGAGAACAGUACCUGGCUGAAAACUUGGACAGAAUUCCCUUCCUCCCCUCAAAUCCCCACAGUACGUUGCAUAUGAUUAAAGAAAUAUUUUUAAAACAACA
This is a messenger RNA of Trachemys scripta elegans, 2493 nucleotides long. It is a transcript of the gene PRPF3, whose product is annotated as pre-mRNA processing factor 3. The transcript has 17 exons. Gene Ontology annotation, cellular component: U4/U6 x U5 tri-snRNP complex. Gene Ontology annotation, biological process: mRNA splicing, via spliceosome. The record is from RefSeq and is a predicted model, not a curated record. NCBI's taxonomy places the organism in Eukaryota, Metazoa, Chordata, Testudines, Emydidae. The coding region runs from base 303 to 2357 and encodes 684 amino acids.